CUGCAGACCGACGAGGCGAAGAAGGCCAUGGAGAAGGCGUUCCGGGAUGCCCAGCAGAAGGCCACGGGGUUCGGCCUGACGUGCGAGGUGCAGGUGCCGCAGGUCGUGGACGCGCUCCUCAAGCGGGACUUCCCCAAGGGGACGGCCGACCACCUCAGGGCUGGGGCUGACGAGGUCCUCGACAGGGUGAACGUCUUCAAGCGCACGGUGCUGACCCAGCAGCCUAAGGGGAAGCCGACGAUCAAGAUGUGCCAGGAUGCGGAGGAGCACGUGAAGACGGAGCUCGGUAAGCUGGUCGAGUCGUGGUCGAGCUUCGAGCGGCGCCUGCUCUGGAACGACAUGAAGAAGGUAGCCAACGCAGGCGAGGCGGCGGGGCCGCGUGUCGCGGCCUGA
Prorocentrum cordatum is the source of this 393-nucleotide messenger RNA. The record is from the annotation of a GenBank genome assembly. Lineage: Eukaryota; Dinophyceae; Prorocentrales; Prorocentraceae.